UUGAAGAGCAGUUGGGAGAAAAGGGCUGGGAGGAAAGACUAGCUGUCAUUGCCUGUGUGCUGCAGACAUCUGUGGGCAUGGCCGAUUGCAGCCAGGCUCCGGUAGCUCGGGCGCUCUUGCAGCAGUGCUUGUAUGCUAGGUUACAGGUGAAGCCUCCUGAGUCAGGUUCCGAAGCCGAAUGCGUAGAGAUCCAGAGAGGACUUAUAAUCUAUGUAUGUUUCUUCAAAGGGGCCAAUGAAGAAAUCAUUCCCAAAAUGGUUAAUACACUCCUGAAUGUGAAACUGAGUGAAACUGAAGAUGGCAAAUAUGUUUCUAUUGUGGAUUUGCCAGGCAGCAUUUUAAUAAUACCUCAAGCCACACUAGGUGGUAAACUGAAAGGAAGAAAAAUGCAAUACCAUUCCAACAUUGAAAAGGAAAUUGGGAUGGAGCUUUAUUCUCAGUUUGUAACUCUGUGUGAAAAAGAACUGGCUACUAAUGCCAGAUGUGCCGAGGCUGGUGUUGUUCUCAGGCAUGGGACAUAUGGAAACCGACAAGUUUUGAAAGCCGACACAAAUGGACCAUUCACUCAUAUGAUUGAGUUUUGAAAAGUCUGAUCUUUUGAAUGACCAAUAAA
Gekko japonicus is the source of this 613-nucleotide messenger RNA. RefSeq names its product D-tyrosyl-tRNA deacylase 2 (putative) (gene DTD2). The coding region runs from base 78 to 584 and encodes 168 amino acids. Gene Ontology annotation, biological process: tRNA metabolic process. Lineage: Eukaryota; Metazoa; Chordata; Lepidosauria; Squamata; Gekkonidae. Gene Ontology annotation, cellular component: cytoplasm. The transcript has 3 exons. Gene Ontology annotation, molecular function: D-tyrosyl-tRNA(Tyr) deacylase activity. The record is from RefSeq and is a predicted model, not a curated record.